Molecule: messenger RNA, 837 nt
Organism: Symbiodinium sp. CCMP2456
Lineage: Eukaryota; Dinophyceae; Suessiales; Symbiodiniaceae
Source: the annotation of a GenBank genome assembly
GCCUUCGCAGCGGUAGGUGAGGCUUUGACGGAGUUCCGGGACGGCGACACUCUGGGAGGGCUCCAGGCACUCUACUACGGCCUUCGAAAUGCCUCGCAAGGGCUGUGGUCCACAGAUGAGGAUAAAGACGCGGCCUUGUCCUCCCUGGUGGCUGGCCUGGAUGGCAUCAUCGGUGGGUUAAGCGAGGACGUGCUGGACUACCAGCGCCGCCUUGCGGAGAGCAAGAGUUGCUGGAAGGUCUCUUUAGCACGCGAGCGAUAUCUCCCGAGCAUCUGCUCCGAAGGAUACGAGUACGACGGGGAGCGCCACUGCUGGCCGGAGGAAGAGGCGAAAUGCUGGGAGCCUCCAGCAGCCUGUGUGAUGCCCUUCAAGUACCGCGGGGUGACGUACAACAACUGCACAUCGAAGCACCACAACCGCCCCUGGUGCGCUCACCAUGCAGAGUAUCGCCGUGGCGAGUGGAGCAACUGCGAGGAGGUCCCCUGCGCAUCGCUUCUUUCCCUGGACCGCGCUGCCUGGCAGAAGAAGCCCAAGGGCACUGUCCCGGCACGCUGUGACACCACCGUGGCAGAGGAUGUUGAGAAGAACGGGGGAUGGUGCUACAAGGCUUGUCCCGAUGGCUACCAGGCCUUCGGCGCGCGCUGCUGGACGAACUGUGCCGACUCCGCCUUUCCGUUGGACAGUCCUUUCAUCUGCGGUGAGACCCAAGCCGUCUUGCAAUCCACGGUCGCCGAGAUGAUCACCGUGGCCCUGCGGUCUGCCCUGAGCCUAAGCACGGUGCUGGCGAGCAUGCAGGCGCUGGGAGUCAACGCGCAGAGCCUGUCGGGCACAAUCAAC